Molecule: messenger RNA, 936 nt
Organism: Trypanosoma conorhini
Lineage: Eukaryota; Euglenozoa; Kinetoplastea; Trypanosomatida; Trypanosomatidae
Exons: 1
Coding region: 1-936 (311 amino acids)
Source: RefSeq, a predicted model, not a curated record
AUGCGACUUUGUUUGCCUAUCAAUUCUCCAGUGAGGCAAACGUCUCUGUUUUUCGCCCUAUGCCUCUUCACACUGGGUGGCGUGCUCUCAGGCUCCGCGGCGACGUUGGACGAUCCUCGCUUCCGUAUUCAUGGACCUUCCUACGCCUACAUGGAUUGCUCUGCCUGCAUUGCCUUUGCGGGGUACCUGGGGCAGCGCAUGAACGCCUCCCUAGAGUACGACGGCAGGGGUGGCGCCACCUUCCUCUCCACACAUCGCCUAGACGCAAAGAACAAGCUCCAGCGUAGCGUGUACGCCACAAGCGAGUUGCGUUCCGUGGAGGUUUUGGAGAAAAUAUGCAAUGACGCAUUGGAAGAGAACUAUGUUCUGCGUUUGGACCUCGACAGACGUAUUCGCGUGUAUGAGUCUGAGAAGUCCGAUUCGCCCUUCGCCCAACACUACAGUCUGCAGGACGCUGAGGCGCUCAAGUCCGUCUCCAAGACUGCUGUUCGGAGUUUUUGCACACGUGUAAUGGAUGAGGAGGAGGAUGCCAUGAUGGCGCUCGUGCGGGAGGUGCGUGAGCUGGCGGAGCUGGAGAGGCGCCUGUGCGGCGGCAACGACGUCAACAGCAGCGCAGCGACGACUCCGCCGCCGCCCCUUGAGGAGUUAAUUACGGCCGUGUGCAUUGGGACAGAAGCGAGCCUUGCCGCAGAGCUUGGUCGCAUCCAUCGGUAUGAGCAGUGGCAGGACACCUUCGCCAAGCGGCGGGAGGAGGCGAUCGAGAAGAGUGGCGGAAGAAGCAGUGAACCCGUCGUUGCAAAGCCGGUGGAACAUAAUGCAAACGAUACCAAGCCGUGGGUGUUGUUUCCCGAAUUGGGUGCCGAUGCCGACCAGGACGGCGAUGGCGACGGCGAUGCCGGCGAGGGCGAUACGGGAGAGAGAGGCAUGGAUCUGUAG